AUGUCGACUCUCUCAACCAACUCACGAGACGCCUCUCGGGACCGUGCUGAGUCUCGAAUGGUGAAGCAUCAACAAUCAUUUUCAGAGUCGGGAAGGAGCUCGGUGCCCAUGUGGGAUAGCUCGGAUCCUGAUAGAGCACCUCCACCACUUCCAUUGAACCCGGGGGCGUCAGGAAGCCCCAUAACUCGAUCUAAUACGUCGAAGCGCAUCGACGAAGCUGCUGCUCUCAUUACAGCCCGAGCGCGAGAGAAUGCACCUAGCUCCUACACUUCCAACCCUCCUCCUGUAUCACCCGACAGAAACAUCAUGAAGGCACAAAAUAGGCGAAUGCAAAAUAUUCAAAGUUCCAGUGUGAGCAGAUUGAGUGAUUCCCUGGAAAGACGAUCUCCCGACAAAGGACUUCGCACGGCAAAGUUUGUGGAUUUUGAAGACUUUCACAGUAGUAGAUCGUCUGAUCGAAGCCCAACACGAACCAGAGCUGAGACACCGACACCUGCAGACCGAAGUACGGGCAGGUCGAAGGAGAUUGAGAAUACACCGCCCGGGUCAAGCGUGCUGGCGUUGCAGACGAUAAGAAAUAGGCAAGAUGCAACGCCCCUGCGUGAUAUCGCAAAUGGUGCAUUACCGCCAGGCCAAUCGUCAUUUUCCUUUGAUGCUCUGUCUUCCCAGAUUUUGAGUUUGACAAGCAUCGUCACAAACGUCCAAAAGGAAAUGAUGAACCUCAACAAGAGAAGCAAGGAUAACUACGGUGACCUGAUGAGUCUCAAAGAAGCAACCACCUCGAGAGACGAGGACAUCCGCCAAAGUCUGCGAGACCUCGUCGCCGGGCUGGAAAAUAAAUUCACGAACCUCGACGCUCGACUUCUUUCUGCACCAGACGCGGGCCGAUCCCCACCGAAUCUUGGUCUCUACCUCGACGACAAAGCACACAACGGCUCUCCACGAUCAAAGAGCUUUGGGCUGCCGCGAAUUGGCAGUCCCUCCAGCUUCUCGGUAGCGCUGGAUCGAGACUUGACGGCUUCGCCCUCCAUUGCCUGCGUCGAUGGAGCAGCAAGCAUUGCCCUUCUGGAGAAAGUACUUCGAGAAAUGGCUACUCGUGAAGGACAAGAAAAAAUCAUGAACACGCUUGAGGCAGUCAAAUCACAAGCGCUCGUACGUUCGCCAUCCGUGGUGCCUUCCCAACCGGCCAUCGAUCCGGCCAUGAUGUCUAAGCUGGAGGAUAUCUUGAUGUUUAUGAAGGAUAUGAGAGAAGAAUCCGGGUCGAGAGCUUUGGUGCGGUCUACGGGCAAUGAAAACAGUAAAGGGCCCUCAAACCUGGACCUAUAUCUUGACGGAGAAUCCAGAGCAGGAGCUCUGGCCAAAUCAAAGUCUGGCAACGAAGGAAGAUCAUCCAUGUCCGGGUCCGAUCUUGCCCACGAGGAGGUGACGAAAAUGUUGAAAAGCGUCAAACAGUCACUGGUCCAAGGAGGGGGCCUUACAAACGAAGUCAAAGUUCUUGUCCGCGAAUUGCGAGGAGAAGUGCUGGGAAUGGGACGUGAGAUUGCGAAGAAAUUGGAACAGACCACCGCUUCGAGCAAGGCAACCGAUUCAAACUCUCGAGCUGCUCUGCAAGCCGAAGUGGGCGCGAUCGUCCAGCAAGGCCUCGCCGAAUUGAAGGAGCACAUGCAUCAUAUCGUGAAAGAAAAUCGACGUCGCUCCAUGGAGCAUACCCGAUCUCCGACUGAUACUCAAGAAAUCGUUCGAGCAGUUCGUGGCGUGCUGGCUGAGCUCCCUCGGCCUCGUGAAAAACCGAUUAGAGAUGCAGCUGCGGAGAGGGAAGAAUUGCUGGCAGCUGUCAGAGAGGCGUGGGAAGAUUGCAAACCAGAAAUAUCUCUCGAGCAUUUUGGACUCGAGCGCGAUGAGAUCCUGGAGACUUUGAAGGAAGGUCUCAAGUCCUUUCAGCCUCAGCAACCCACGGCAAGGGAUGCGGGUGCCACAUAUGAAGAUGUCCUUGAAGCUGUCCGGAAAGGCCUGGCCGACUUCAAGCCACCUGAGCUCUCGGCCUCCGCAGGCGUCACCCAAGAGGACGUGGUAGCAGCGGUACGUCAGUGCUUGGAAAAUUUUGAAUGGCCGCGUCCACCGCCAUCUCACCCACAAGAGAGUGAGUUGACUCGGGACCAUGUCUUCGAGGCUGUCCGUGAGGGAUUAGCACAACAGGAAAACGUGUCCAGAGACGACGUUGUCGGCGCCGUUCGAGAAGGACUGUCCCACCAGGAACCGGUCUCGAAAGAAGUCGAGUUCAAUCGCGAGGACCUCUUUGAUGCGAUCAAGGCUUGUCUGGAAGGCGAGCAUAAUCCUCUGGGCGGGAUGGGAGAACGAGUCAUUGAGGCGAUGCACGAAUUUCUCAGCAGCAUGAAAACAGAAUUCCAACAAUACUCCGCCGCCAGUGGCAAAGACACGGAGCAGGUCCUCGAUGCUCUCAAAGAUGGUCUUGAAGAUCUCAGAGCCGACAUUGAGAGCUAUGUAGACCGCGCAGCCGACGUUACAGGCAAGGACGAAAUCAUCGACACGGUCAAGGCGGGAUUUGCGGCCAUGCAAGCAGAUAUUGACAAAGGCUUCAGUGGUCGCGGCCCCGGGGCACCCCACACCCCGGAACUUCUUGAUGCGAUGGAGAAAGAAUUCGAGCAUCUUCGAGAAACGAUCAGCAAGAGCAUGGCCCGGAAUAGCGUGCUCUCAGAGAAGGACGAAAUUCUAGAAGCCAUUCGUGACAUCUCCGACGACCGUCGAUCGGCUCUCAGUAGCAACAGCGAAGACAUCGUCCGGCUUGUCAAAGAAGAACUGGAGCAUAUGCGAACGGCUCUUGCAGGGACUUUGAUCAAGAGCGGGUCGUCAUUGGAUCGUGAUGAGGUGCUGGAGGUCAUCCGUGAAGGUCUGGAGUCGUCUCGAGCAACACACAAAGUUGAUGGGAAUGAAAGCAUUCUGUCUAACACCAGUGAGUUGCUUGACGCUUUCCAGGAUGGAGUGGAUGGCAUCAGGGCCGAUAUCCAGAAGUUGACCGAUCGCCCGGUGGAUCUGAGCACAAGCUAUGAGAUUCUCGAUGCCUUGAAAACCGGGGUCGAGGACAUUCGCUCGGACAUUUCCCGUCUUCAUGACAAGCAAAAUGAAGGAUCCGAGGCGGGAACGGCCAGAGGCCAGGAAAUGGUGAUUCAUGAUCAAAAUCGUAUUUCGACCGAAAUUGAAGGAUUGAAGGUGAUGAUCACGCAGUUGAGAAUCAAGGUUGAAGCUCUGGACGGAAUGGCCGCGCCACCCGCGCCGACGGAGACACGAAUACACAAAGACGACAUGAACGAGAUUUACGAUGCCAUUCGCCAAGUCGAGGAGUCGGUUCAUCGGUCUCAGGCGGAGGAGAUUCACCUGCACAAAGAUGAUUUAGAUGGAUUAUACACAGCCAUCAACCAGGUCAACGUCGCCGUAAACCAAGUUCGAGAUGCUCCCGCACCGGAGGCGGUUCUCUCCGAGAAUGCCGCUUGCAAGGAAGACACCGACGCCAUUGAGACUUUGUUACGGAACGUGAAAGCCAAGCUUGAUGAAGUCCUUUCGCCUGAUUUGGAACCUCUCGCAAAGUCGACUCAGGUCGAUUCCCUGGAAUUCACCCUGAAAGACGUCAAGGCUGCCGUGGACGAGCUCGCAGAACGUGCUGGUGAAUCUUCUAGCAAGGAAGACUUCACCCUUAUCGAGUUGAUAUUGAAGGAUGUUCAGAGCAGCAUGGAGGAAUUCAAGUCCAAGUUAGAAGGAAUUAGCAGCGAGGAAGGGUUGCUCAACAAAACGGAACUGCAGGUUGUGGAGACCCUCUGCAUGGACAUCAAGACCCAAAUCGAAGAUGUCAAACCUCCCGAUCUCAGCUCACUGCCCAGCAAGGACGAUAUCACCGACGUGAAGAAUGACCUGAAGGCUUUCCGAGAACAAUUCGAGGCCGACAAUGGGCUCACCGCCCAAGCUUUCGAAGCCCGAAAGAUCGAGCAUGGUGGGUUGGCGACGAAAAUCGACGAGGUCAAGAAUGUGAUCGGAGACUUGCGAGACGAGCUGGUUGAGAAGGUGGAAGGCAGCGCAGAGGGCAUUGUCGAACUGAACAAAGUCCUUGGGAUGCAUCACGAUGAUAUGAGCAAAUACGCCACGGCUUCCAGCAUCACAGAGAUGUCAGACAUGAUCAAGAGCGAGCUCCAGCGGCACAUGGAGCAUCAUGCAGGCAGCAAAGCCGAAAUGGAAGAGCGUGAUGCUACGCUAUUCACCAAGCACGAGGAGACAGGGGCCGAACUCAAGUCCGCCAUUGAAGAAAAAUUCAACGCCUUGAUGACCAAAUAUGACGAUGCCCAGCUGGCAAGCGAUGCCAAACUGAGUGCCCUGGAAGAGCGAGAUAGUGCCCAUCUCGACGCAACAAACGGAACGAAGGCGGUCGUGGAUGAUCUGAAGUCCCUCAUGGACACCCUGGGCUCGACAGUCACCGAAACCUGUGAGCGGGUGUCGGAGGAUUCAAAGACUGUGUUCAGCUCCAUUGAAGAGACCAACUCCAAGUUGGAUAAUCUCCACACGUCCAAUGCGUUUGAGCACGGUGUGACCCGGGAGGAGGUUGCAAAAGCAUUGGCAGCAACAACGAGAUUGGAAGGCUCCGUCACAGAACAUCAGCCAGCGGUCCUCACAGCCAUUCGUGAGGUUCUGGGAGUGGUCAGCCAACACUACGAACAUUCUCAGCAACAAACCGAGAGCUUCGCCCGAGCCACCGAAGAGAUCAAGUCGGGUGUCGACUCCAUCCCCGCCGCCAUUCCACCCCUGUUACCGGCGUUGCCAGCAGCACCGUCAAGUCCGACCGUUGCGUCGGACCCACCCGCACAGAAGGAGUAUGACGACACCGAAGUUCAUAACAAGCUCGACCGACUUCUGUCUCAUGCGACCGUGGCCAAGGAAAUCUUUGCCGGCAUUGAAAAUCAUCACAAAGACACUCGUGACGCGUUGGCCACCAUGUCCAAGCUCGACCAGAUUCACGAACAGGUUAUGUCAACAGCCGCAGAAAUUGCCAGCAUGGUCACCACCCAGGCCAGGCUGAUGGCAGAACACCAUGACUCCAAAGUGGCUGAGGCAACGGAAGCGGCCAUUGCUUUGGAGAAGCGGACCGCACAAAAGGAGAAGGUGGAAGCAGACAUCGUUGCCCUCAAUGACGAGAAGAAUGCUCUCAUGGAGUCCAUGGCGAAGUUGAGGCGAGAACAGGAGGAGCUCAGUGGGCAGACCAAAAGACUGACUCGAGACGUGGCGAAACUGGAGACGGCAUUGCACAUUCGCCAUGAGGAAAUGCGUGACAUGAAUGCAAGAGCCGAAGUGCUCGAACGCCGAAUCCUUGAGGGGCUGGUCAACCAGGCGCGAUCGGUGAAGAAAUCAAGGCCCGUGAUCAAGAGCAAAAUUAGUCCUGCCGAACGAGAUGCAUCGAUGAAUCUCAAGCGUGCGCCCAGCACGACGAGCACCUUGACGGCGAGGACGUCAAUUAAAGACGGAAAUCCAGCCAUCGGCGGUGCUGUUGGCAUGGCAUUGAAGAAGAGAACACCGCUAGGCUCCAAUGUCAAGGCAACCUCGACUCCCCGAACAUCGACCGUCGACCGACGUAUUCUCAGCACAAGUCACGUUACAGGAAAUCGUGGUCGAAAUACCCCGGAUAUGGCCCUCAUGCUAGCACCAGUUCCGAAAUCGACAGGACUAGUUAGUCUGAAACGAAGUCAGUCCGUCAAAAGUAACCCUAGCAGCUAUCUCAAUGGGAGAAAGGCCAGCUGGAACGGUGUUUCUUCCGACCUGACGGACAAGGAAAACCAGAGUGUCGUCCGGGAGGAGAGCGGUGACGACGCUGACAGUGAUGCCAGCACGGAGAGAAGGACCAGUUUCGGUACGAGCGUCAUGUACACCGACAGUAUGCUAUAUGGGACGGGCAGCACACUAAGUGAAGAGACGAGACGGUCAAUGAGUUGUGCAAGCAGCAUUAUCGGCACAGUCAAUGGUCAGACCGACAGCAUCGCAGAGGAGGAUGAAGAACCGGCCGAGGACGAGACACCAACCGCCAUGGUCCUGCAUGAACCCCCCGGAGAUGCCAGCAACGUCAACACCGGUCGGGAUAAUUCGAUGGCUCUGACUAUAUUCGACGGGUUGGACACGCCGAACGUGGGUGGUGUUGAUGGGUCAACCGAACUCCAGCCUCCUCCUGCCAUCACCGAAGAGGAGCUGAAGUAUCAUGGCAGUGACAGCGGUCUCGGGACUGAACCGUUGACGAGCGGGACGGGGGAACGUGUCGGGGAGGCACAGGAGUACUUUCAGAUGACGGCGCAAGAGAUGCAGACUUGA
Molecule: messenger RNA, 6357 nt
Organism: Rhinocladiella mackenziei CBS 650.93
Lineage: Eukaryota; Fungi; Ascomycota; Eurotiomycetes; Chaetothyriales; Herpotrichiellaceae
Exons: 2
Coding region: 1-6357 (2118 amino acids)
Source: RefSeq, a predicted model, not a curated record